Aspergillus aculeatinus CBS 121060 is the source of this 2859-nucleotide messenger RNA. RefSeq lists its product as uncharacterized. The transcript has 2 exons. Bases 1 to 2859 code for a protein of 952 amino acids. The record is from RefSeq and is a predicted model, not a curated record. NCBI's taxonomy places the organism in Eukaryota, Fungi, Ascomycota, Eurotiomycetes, Eurotiales, Aspergillaceae.
AUGGCCCUUCAAAUACCACGCAAGGAGAACAAAAGCCGACAGGACGGGGACCCCACGGAGUCCCUGACAAAGGCAUUAGCCAGUUUCAAGCAGGUUCUAACAACUGAGCAACGGAAACAGUUCGAAGAUAGCACGACAGUCCCUGAUGCGGGGAGUGUCCUGUUUUUUGUCGCCCAGCUUGAUGCUGAGAACGCGAGCAAGACCAGGCGAAGCAUCGCCCCUCGACUAUGUACCUUCCUGACUGCAACACAGCAGUUUGCGGGGGCUGUGGAAACAUUCGUCAGCUCCCAUCCGGAGACGGCGGCCUUAAUUUGGGGUGGAAUCAAGACCGCCAUAACCGUGGCCAGCAACGUCGCCUCUUAUUUUGACAAAGUUACCAACAUGAUCAAGGACAUCGGUAUUACCUGCCCGACCAUCCAACAAUUUGGCCAGCUUUACCAUGGACAUGUUGGUCUUCAGCGUUCAUUGUGUGACUACUAUGCCGUGAUAGUUGAGCUAUGUAGCAAGGUCAUCGAGGUGUCUCGUCGAGGAUCAGCCUUGCAGACCAUCUGCUCCAUCUGGAGUCCUUUCGAGUCCGAGUUCAGCCCAUUCUUGGAGCGACUAGCUUCAACCAGGAAGCAGGUUAUGUUGCAGGUCUCUCUUGCCUCAAAAAAGGCUAACCAAGAGGCAAAAAUGCUGCUGGAAUAUGAGAGCAAGGAAAAUUCCUCGUACAGGUCAUCUGCCCUGAACUUUUUCAGCAAUUCAGCACACCACCAAGAAGAGGCGAGGCAGUGGCAGAUCAACCAGAUAAAGCGAGAAAAGGCGUCCUUGAAGAUCAAAAUCCGACAGCAUCUGUCCCCCGUCGACCACAUACCACCUUGGAAACGAGUUCUAAAGCAGCGAGUCCAAUCAACCGCCGAGUGGCUACUGCAUGACGACGCAUUCCUUGAAUGGAAGGCUAGUCCAGAGUCAUCAAUCCUUUGGUGCUCUGGGACGAUGGGCAUGGGGAAGACAGUUCUGAUGUCUAAUGUGGUCUCUUUUCUACAUUCGGCCCGACGUGAAAAUGAUUAUGUUGCGCAUUUCUUCUGUCAAGCAGACAAUCAGCCAUCUCUUUCGGCGCGAAACAUCGUCGGUAGCAUUUGUCGCCAGCUGCUUGAUUCGUUGAUUGAGGGCAGCAGUCACGAAGAUCUGCUCUCGAUUGAGCACGAUUGUGAAGGUUUGGACACGAAUGAAACCGUACAAUUCCUCCUCUCGAGAAUGCUCAAGGAGCGGACGUACUAUAUUGUCCUCGAUGGAAUAGACGAGUGUGAGACGGUUCAGAUUCGAGAAAUGGCAAGGGCUUUGGAGAUGCUCUCCCAAGGAAAGGUCGGGACGUUGAAGAUUAUUUGUGCGGGUCGUCCGGGCCUUGAGGUGGAUUUGUUCAAGUGGGGCCGGCCACAGCAUCGCGUUGUGAUUGAUCAGGGGAAGCUCAACGUCGAUAUGGAACGAUACAUCGCUGCAACCCUAUAUGAUUGCUUGGAGGAUGGGGAGCUGGUCCUUCAAGAUGAGGAUAUUAUCACAACGAUCGCGGACGCUUUACUGGAGGGCUCCCAAGGAAUGUUUCUUUGGGCAGGUCUAUGUAUCAGAGAUCUGUGUGAAAAUAACUGCGAUGAAGACAUACUUGAUGCGUUGAACCACCUUCCGCGUGGCUUGGCUGACCUUUUCGAUUCAAAGAUUCGUCGAAUCCAGCAGGGAAAGGGUUCCCACCAUGCAAUGGAAUUGCUUCAAUACUGCGGUGUUGUGAAGCGCCCACUGACCAUUGAGGAAUACCGGGAAGCUUUAAGCAUCUCCCUCGGCGAAAGGUCUCUGAACACAAAGCGGCUACCCAAUGAUAUGAAUCGGAUUGUCCGUGGAUGUUUCGGUUUGACAUUCAUUGAUGACGAAGAGCAUACAGUUCAUUACACUCAUCAUAGUGUCAAGGAACAUCUCUUCCCCACUAAGAACAAGGACCCCGCAAAUUUUGACGCCAAAAAAGUCAAUGAGCACUUUGGCUUUUUGUGCAUGACGUAUCUGAAUUUCACCAAUUUCAGUCAUCAGUUAGUGAAGGCUGAGAAAGGGCUCGUGAUUGAUCCUCUCUUCCUUGGCGCAUCUUCAGUCUAUCCUGACAUCUCCCGCAAGAAUAGAAUGUUAUGGAAGCUGCAGUCGUCUUGGAAGAGGCGAUCACCACACAUCAACGUGCGUGAUAUCGAGAGAACUCUGGAGUCUCUUGGAGACCCUAAGUACCAUGGAUCUUGUCCAACAGACGCGAUGCAGAUUGGUGCCUUUCUUGUUUAUGUCAGAGACCAUUGGUUCCUCCAUUUGAAGGACUUUAGACCAGAUGACCAGGGGAUGUGGGCUCUCUUCUGCAAGUGCAUUGAAGAUGAGUCCCUACCUUUAAGUCGACCUUGGGACCUGGAAGUCCAGAGUAGCUCAAGAGGCAGCUAUGGGUUUCCAGCAACCGAGACAUUCGUCGAGGACUUAUCUGUUUUUAUUGAACCUGACCAGCCAGAGCUGGCGUGGACGCUGAAGCACAAACACUCUGCCUUGUAUCUUUACUUGACAAUGAUGAGAAACCGCGCGACGUCUUCCAAAGAAUUUGAUUCGUUCCCAGCAUUGGACGAUGUAACCAGCUAUCGAUGGCUUGAAAUCCUUAUUGAGAUCCCCGCUUUCAAAAAAGCCUGGGGCGAGGCUUUGUUCAGGGUGGCCUUUCAUGAUGAUGGACUUUCCGAAGCAAAGAAGUUCCAGGUUUCUCUCACAUUGCUUCGUAAAAUGCACCAAGUCGAUGAAUUGGAAGCCCGAUUUGCCCUUGGAAUAGCUUUGCGACACGCACUUUGCGCCGAUAAGAUGUUGGGGUUUCUGUAG